GCACCCCUAGUCCCUCAACCUAACAAAAUUGAAAAUACGACAAAGGACGUUCCCAGCGCAAAGCCGCCUGAGCAGACACCUGUGAGGCCAGCCGUUAAGCUGGAUGAAAGGGAAAGUAAACCUGUUCUAAAAUCUGUUGUGCAAAAGAAACCAAUCGAAAGAAACUCAUUCCAAGAUCCUGAUUUAAUUAAGCAGUUUACUCAAGAAGUUGAAAAGUUGGAAAAGUUUGUUGACAUACUAUCCACAAAAACGCUGAGUGGGCCAACCUCGCUCGAACUGAAGUGGAAAGAAAUUCAGGAUAGGCAAGAUGCGGAGCAGCACCGGAAAAGCAUUUCGGUUGCUAGGUGUUACCCGAUGAAAAAUCGGUUUCCCGAUAUACUUCCCUAUGACCAAACUAGGGUGGUAUUGAUCGGCAGAAAAGAUGACUACAUUAACGCGUCUUACAUCAAGGACAUCAGUCCGAAUUCUCCUGAGUUUAUUGUCACGCAGUGCCCAUUAUCAUCCACAUUCCACGAUUUUUGGGUAAUGGUGUGCAACGAAAAUGCGGAAUUAAUUCUAU
Photinus pyralis (common eastern firefly) is the source of this 559-nucleotide messenger RNA. RefSeq names its product tyrosine-protein phosphatase non-receptor type 23-like. Lineage: Eukaryota; Metazoa; Arthropoda; Insecta; Coleoptera; Lampyridae. Gene Ontology annotation, molecular function: protein tyrosine phosphatase activity. Gene Ontology annotation, biological process: protein dephosphorylation. The annotation marks the transcript as partial. The transcript has 2 exons. The record is from RefSeq and is a predicted model, not a curated record.